GUUCAAGAUCAAGAGAACCGCCGCCAUCUUCUCUCUUCCGUACCAAAACAAACCCUCACUGGCUGACUUAUCUCGCUGUUUCCCGCGUUUCCCGGCGCGUGCUGAGUCUCUCCUGCUGGGGACUGAAGGAUUACUGAUAGGAGUCACUGCAGUAUGGAGGGAGACACACACAUAAGAAGUUUGUUGGCUGCCCCGUCCCCCUCCUUAGCCGCCCCGCCCCCCGCUGCCCCGCCCCCCACCAGCGCCACUCACCUCUCCAGGGUGUCCCCGGCAUCCCUCAUCGGCACAAUGUCUUCCUUCCGACGCCCCGGCACUUCCACCCCCUCCUCGUCACGUCCUGGCUCUCCCCGUGCCCCUGGGUGUCCGCCGGUGCUGGGGGAGGUAGGGGAUCCAAGGGGCCGCCUCUCCCUCGGUGACCCCCAUGCAAAAUUCACUUCCGUCCUGCGUCUCGCCAGUGGUCAGGAGAGUGAGCCUGAUGUGGUAACGCUGGACCACCCCUAUGCCCGGCCGUACAACUGGCGGCCCGAAGCGUCUCAGGCACGUCCUCGGAAGACACUGUUUAUGUCCAAGGUGGCCCGUCAGCCUCACCAUGGCCUUCUCGGACUUCACUCCCUUGGCCGUGUGUCUGUGAGCGACGACUAUAUAGAUGUGACAGGUGACCCGACCCCUUCCCAGCCCCUGCCCUAUGACCUGGCCAAGGCGCAGCAGGUCAUGAGUGAGUGUGAGAGACAUGUGGUGUUUGCCCGGCUGGAUCAGAUCAAGGCAGAUGGUCGGCAGGAUGAAGGGAAGACUGGUGAUGACUCGGAGAUGGACUGGGAGGAGAAAAUACCAAAGCAGGGGUGGACAGAGGCGCAGGCAGGGCUGUUUAGUAAGAUAGUCCAGAUUCUCGACACAGACCACCUGGGCCGACUCACUCUCAGGGACACACACAACGAGCCCGUCCUACGUAGAGCGCUGGUUGACAAGACUUCAGCCAAGUUCCGGCAAGCACUGGCAAGGGUAAGCUGGGAACCAAAGAUGACGCAAUGGCUGCACUCCAUCUUGCUCCAGCACCUCAGCCUGCCCUACCUGGCCGCCUACCUCGAUAUCCUGCAGACCCUAAAGUCAAAAAUCCCGACAUUAGUUGACAAGAUGGUGACUCUAAGCAGCACACACCGCGGCGCCAGCGUGGAGGCCCUGAACCUGCUGCUGAAGAGGCCCUGGGACCCCGCCGUGCCCUCCCUUAAUCACCACAAGCCAAGGAAGCUGGACGGCUCAGUUAUCAUCGUGCAAGUGCCGAGUGGACCCCCUAGCAGUAUCCCCCAGGCCCCCCGCAGGAUCAGGUUCUUCAACGCACAGCUGCAGCACAUGGCCAAGACUAUACCUGUUAUGAUCCCCCAGGGCAGAGCAGAACACAGUGAGCCGCAGGUUGUGUUGGAGCAGAUAGUGAGCGAGGUGCGACGAAGGUUAGGGGAUUACAGGUGCCAGUACCCCAGCAGCCCCCUGGUCCUGAUGGGGUGGGGCAUUGGGGCUGUCGUUGCUUGUCAUGUGUCGUUGGUGGAGACAGUCACGGCCAACAUCUGCCUCGGAUUUCCUAUGAUUGGAGCCAUGGGGAGGCGAGGAGAAGCCGAUGACCCCUUGCUGGAGUGCCGAACCCCGACUCUCUUCAUUGUGGGGGAGAAAUCUGCCAAUGUGAGCGUUGACGACAUCGAGGACCUGCGUGUACACCUGAGGGCUGAGACAGGGCUGGUGGUGGUGGGGGCGCUGACUCUCACCUCCGUUUGUCCUGCCAGAAGAGGCACAUGGAAGGGGUGACGCAGAGCAUGGUUGACAGGUGUAUUGUGGACGAAAUUGGCGACUUUCUAGGCAACCUCUUGAGCGAAGGCAGCAACAGCAGCAACAGCAGCAACAACAACAACAACAACAGCAACAACAACAACAACAACAACAGCAACCCCAAACCAGCACCAUUAUUUAAACUCUUCCUUCACCUCUUCCUCCUCCUCCUCCUCCUCCUCCCUCACCACGGCCUUCACCAACCCCCUCCCCCCCCCCGGAGUGGCCGCCGGGACCCCAGCAGGAAGAGGAAGCUGUCAGUAGGGGGGGUAGAAGGGAGCACCCCGUUUUCUUCCGCUAAAAUAUCACGUCCCAGUACCCCUAUCAGCAUGGCCACCCCCUCUCUGAAGAUCCCAGUGGGGGUGUCAGCCCUGUCCUCCCCUGGGGUCAUGUUUGGGGGGGUGGGGAGGCAGCUACCCCCUCCCUCACCUCCUCCCUGGACACCCCCACCACCUCCCCUACUGCUAGAGGCCAGAAACAGAAGUACACAGGGAAAAGAGAAGGAAGAAGGUACCAGAAGAUGAAAUUAACUCCUCCUUCCUCCUCCUCCUCCUCCUCCUCUUCCUCCUCCUCCUCUUUCCUCCUCCUUCUCCUCCUCCUCCCUCUCCUCCAGUCUGGCGCCGCCCCUCCUCGCCUCCCUGGAGCAACUCAGAGGAAGCAAGGGACAGUGUUAUUGGCAGCGGUGGCCACAACACCACCACCACCACAGCCUACCACAGCCUCACCACAAUCCCCCUUGGGUCCAUCGCUCCCCUGUCUCGCCACAACUACCCACCGCAACUUGAUGCUCCAUUCCACCACCGCCACCACCACUGCCACCACCACCACACCACCGCAGGAUGCACCCACCACAGUAGAAGGUGUGGUAGAGAUCCCUGCAACUGCCACAACCACCACCACCACAACCACAGCCCUGUCAGUUCACCACAGGGGCAUCUGAGGGAUCGGGGCGGGGCAGGAGAGACAGUUUAGCAUUGUCUUCACCCCAUGUGACUUUUUCAGGGGGUUUUUCAGAGGCGGGGCAGGGCAAGAUAGACAUUAUACCUCUAUCUUGCCCCCUGCCCCGUCCUACACCCCACGGAGCAAACUGGGAGAUGGGGCAGGGCGAUAGAGAUGCUGUACAAUUAUCUUGCCCCAAUACCCCACCCAUAAGUCAGAAAAUUACACCGGGGCAGGGGAAAGAUGACAUUAUAGCACUAUCUUCACCCCCCCAGCCCCCACCCGCCCCGCCCCAGGACGAGGGGAAUCACAUAGAGCUAGACAAAUCAACGGGUCAAAGCUUCUGGGUGUUGGGUGCCCAGAAAUCCACUCCAUGCAGCCCUAGGACGGUGGAAAUCCUGUCUCGGGUCCACAGCUUGGCGGGGUGGGGGGGCGCAGGGAGGAUGGGGUGUAGAAAUGAGGCAUAGUUUAGAUUUUGGGGGCAACAGAUAGCAGUAUUUGUUGGAGUAAGUCAGGCCGGGUCAUGUACAAUUCCAGGCGCAUGGGUAGUCAUAGUGUUUUUGGAUCCCCCAGUACUGCGGCUUUGUUAAUGAUGACCCAUAUUAUUCAGCAGAUGUCCUGGACACCCCAAAAAGUUCGCCCCGCAAGGAUCCGAGUCCCCGGGGAAGUCCCAUUCUGCGGCAGAGACUCAGUGACACCGCCCCGGGACGCGUGGCUUCGGGGUUCAUCCUUGGCAACCUCUCUGGGGAAGGUAGUGAAGGAGGGUGGCCCCAAAAUUUUCUUCCCCCGCCCCAGCCUGCCCCGCCACCACCCCCACCACUACCACCUCUGCCACACCGAGCCCUGCCCCAACACCCUCCCCUGAUCUGCCGAGUAGGAAGAUAGUCAGCAGCACCAUCGUAACGCCACUCGGGUGGAAUAAGCGAGGGCCGCCCCUCCUCCACCAAGCCCCACCUUCAGCCUGCCAGCCCCGCCCCGGCCCCACCCCAGCCUGGCCUGGCCUCUGAUGGUGCUGGGGAUUUGAAAAGUGAGUAGCUAGGUUGGGUCUCUCUCUCUCUCUCUCUCUCUCUCAUACACACACACACACAGAGAGAGAGAGAGAGAGAGAGAAUAAGCAAACAUACAUAUAAUUUUGAGAUAAGGGAUUAAAAUUAUUUGUUUCGUGUAUUACUGCUUCAAUUUCCAUUAUAGGCCUACGUAUCGAGGCCUAUACAUCUGUAACGGCCAUUAAUUAACGUCUUUUGUAUACUUUGUCAUUAUUCAUCACCAUUUCUUCAUUUCCCUUCAGUCCCCAAGUUCCGGGGGGGCAGCAGCAGCAGCGGCAGCACAGGCGGGGUGACCUCCGUGACCCGGGGCGGGGUGCGAGUGUACUCCGGGUCAAGCAAGCCAAGCCCCGCGUCCUUCCUAUUGACCAACGUGACGUCUUCCUCGACUGUCCGAGUGUCUGGCCCCUCCCUGGUCAUCACAAACACUGGGGCCACCACCGACCCCACCCCGCUGAGCCUUGGGGGGGCAGGGCGGGGGAGUAGAGUGAUCCUGACCUCCAGCCCUCGCGUCCGCCCCAUAGCAGCCCAGCGGGGGGUAUCGGCCUCUCGUGCUCUGGCCUUGCCCCGACCUGCCCCGGCUGUCAUGCUUGUGACCUCCUCCUCCCCUGCCCCGGUCAGCGCCCCAAGUGUGACAUCAACAGCGCCCCUCGAGACACCUGCCCUGACCUCUGCUCCGCCCCCCGCCCCCACUACCUCUGCCCCAAUCCCUACAGGGGAGUUGGCGCUGUUGGUGGCAGCUUCGGAGAUGAGCGAGAGAGCGCGUAGGUCCUCCUCUCCCGCCCCAAAGAACUCCACCCCAGUUUUGGUGUCGAAGUUCACAGUCGGGGGGCAGAUGGGGCAGACAGGGCAGGUCACUACUACUACUACCACUGCCACUACUACCACUACUACUAUUAGGGUAACAGCCUCAGCCUCUCUUGCCAAAUCUACUACCACAACUACUACUACUACAACUACUACCACCACUACUGUAGCAGCAGUCUUCCGUACUACUACGAACACCACCAAACCCACCACUACUACUACUACUACUGCUACUACUGAUAUUACUACCGACAAUAACACUACUACUAUUACUAUUACUACUGACCCUGAUACGCCUACUACUACUACUACUACUAAGGCUGGUAAUAAGAAUAGUAGUAGUAGUAGUAGUAGUAAUAGUAUAACACACCCACCUCCUUCUACUACUGCUACUACUACAACGACUACUACUGCAACUACACCUGCCACUCGCCCUAAAAGGUCGUUAGCACCACCAGUUAGGAAUUUGGGACUGAGAUCAAAAACCAACUCAUCUUCCUCUUCCUCUUCUUCCUCUGGUCCUCACACACGCAGGAGGAGGAACAGUCGGGGUCGUUUGAGUUUGUAAGUAGUUAGUAGUAGUAGUAGUAGUAGUGUAAAUGGUUGUAUAUAUGUAUGUGUGUGUAUGUGUGUGUGUGUGUGUGUUAGUACAUGAACACACACAUGCACUGAAUCAUUUUUUAUCGGAUUAUUAUUAUUAUUAUUAUUAUUAUUAUUAUUAUUAUUAUUUUUAUUAUUAUUAUUAUUAUUUCAUUUUGUCAUGCUAAGAAAACUGAUGAAUAAAGACAAGAAAAUUAAUAAUAAAAAAAUGUAAGGAAAAACUUAAUAAAGAUCAAUAAACAUA
Scylla paramamosain (green mud crab) is the source of this 5448-nucleotide messenger RNA. It is a transcript of the gene Rcd1, whose product is annotated as KAT8 regulatory NSL complex subunit 3-like. Gene Ontology annotation, biological process: positive regulation of transcription by RNA polymerase II. The transcript has 18 exons. Bases 154 to 1794 code for a protein of 546 amino acids. Gene Ontology annotation, cellular component: NSL complex. Lineage: Eukaryota; Metazoa; Arthropoda; Malacostraca; Decapoda; Portunidae. The record is from RefSeq and is a predicted model, not a curated record.